Messenger RNA from Perca flavescens (yellow perch), 927 nucleotides. RefSeq names its product ribonuclease inhibitor-like. The record is from RefSeq and is a predicted model, not a curated record. NCBI's taxonomy places the organism in Eukaryota, Metazoa, Chordata, Actinopteri, Perciformes, Percidae. Gene Ontology annotation, molecular function: protein binding. The annotation marks the transcript as partial. The transcript has 3 exons.
AAUCUGUCAGAGAGAAGCUGUGAAGCUCUGUCCUCAGUUCUCAGCUCCCAGUCCUCUAGUCUGAGAGAGCUGGACCUGAGUAACAACGACCUACACGAUUCAGGAGGGAAGCUGAUCUCUGAUGGACUGAAGAGUCCACACUGCACACUGGAGACUCUCAGUCUGUCAGGCUGUCUGAUCUCAGAGGAAGGCUGUUCUUCUCUGGUCUCAGCUCUGAGCUCCAACCCCUCCCAUCUGAGAGAGCUGGACCUGAGCUACAAUCAUCCUGGAGACUCAGGAGUGAAGCUACUCUCAGCAGGACUGAAGGAUCCUCUCUGGAGACUGGACACUCUCAGAUGUGAAGUUAAUGAAAGAAAGUUGGAUGUACUUUUUCUUCACAUGAUGAGCAGCUUUUGGUAAGUUUAAUGGAUUUUUCAGCAUUUUAGUGAAAUUAUUUUAUAGUUAUUACUGCUUGCUUUAGGUGUUAAAGAUUUGAGCAGUGUCAGUGGCCGCUGUGCCUUUGUGUGUUAAGCCCCCGCUGAUUGGCUGGAAUUUGUAGGGAAGCCUGUUGAUUGCUGAUUGUGUUAUUUUUGUUUUUGAUUGCUUUGUGGUCACCGUAUGAGUAAAUAUGACCGGUUGUUGAGGGUUUGUUUUGGUUUCUUUGGUAAUUCCAUUCAUUUUGACUAUAUGUGAUGCAGCAUCUUGUCAUACUACGUGAAAGUGAUGCUUCAGUCAGCGUGUGUUCAUGUCUCUGCAGUAGUGUAUUAGGUGUCUCUAGGUGUUAAAUCACGUUAUUCCACACGGUAAUGUCCUAGUGUCAUGGUGAGGUUAUUCAAUAACUGGAGGAUAGUACUGAAGGCCCAGGUGUAGAAUACAUGGCUUUCUUUGAGAAAGACAUUUCUACAGCAGAAGUUUGCGCUCCACCAGACGCUCAACUAACAUAAACAA